AUGGAGCCGCUGUAUGAGGAGUAUCUAACCCGAGGCGGAACAAUAGUCAAGCCUUACUACUGGCUCAGCUUCUCCCUAGAGUGCGCUAACUGCCCGUACCACAUUCGAACAGGCGAGGAAGCGAGAGUUCCCUACACAGAAUUUCAUCAGACUUUUGGAUUCCCAUGGUCAACAUACCCUCACACAAAACACCUCACAUUUUACGAGCUGAGAAGUUCCUCGGAGAACCUGAUACAGAAGGGUCUUGCCAGCAACUGCACCGGGAGUCGCAACCACCCAGAAUCAAUGCUGUUUGAGAAGAACGGUUACCUUGACGCAGUCAUAUUCCAUAACAGCAAGGUUAGACAUAUCAUUCUGUAUUCCAACAACUCCCCCUGUGAUGAGGCUAAGCACUGCUGCAUCAGCAAAAUGUACAACUUCCUGAUGAACUAUCCAGAAGUCACCCUUAGAGUUUUCUUUUCUCAGCUCUAUCAUACUGAGUACCAGUCUCCGAUCUCAGCAUGGAACCGUGAGGCUCUCCGGGGCCUGGCCAGCUUAUGGCCCCAAGUCUCUUUGAGUCCAAUAAGUGGUGGCCUUUGGCAUUCUAUUCUUGACAAGUUUGUUAGUGGAACCUCUGGAUCAUCUGUUCUACAGCCCUUUAUGGCUGGGAGAAUCCUGGCCGACAGGUAUAAUGCUUAUGAAAUCAACUCCAUCACAGGAGUGAGGCCUUACUUUAUGGAUGCUCUUCAGAGCCCACAAAAAGAGAAUCAGAACCGAAAAGCCUGGGCAGCGUUGGAAAACCAACCCUUAAACAAUGCCGCUCCCGCACAGUGGCAACCCAAGGUGAGUCAGUACCCCAGGACCCCCGCUGUUUUCGAGCUGGUGCCUUACAGAGGAGAUCUACCUCCAAUCCAAGCGGGUCCAAACCCACGGAAACCCAGGACGAUGGUAAAGCACUUGAACAGGAGUCAACUGUCAUCCAAGGUCAAAGACCUAAGGAAACCGCCCUCGGGCAGCCCAGUGGAGGAGACGGAAGCCAAGAAGGCGCCUGCAAGUAGCGAAGAGGCGCACAAAAAGAACAAAAGCAAAAAGAAGAAACAGACUCUGGUUAUCAAGCCAAAGAGUUGCCGUUUGCUGGAGAGGUAA
Messenger RNA from Apodemus sylvaticus (European woodmouse), 1125 nucleotides. RefSeq names its product apolipoprotein B mRNA editing enzyme catalytic polypeptide like 4 (gene Apobec4). The record is from RefSeq and is a predicted model, not a curated record. Bases 1 to 1125 code for a protein of 374 amino acids. NCBI's taxonomy places the organism in Eukaryota, Metazoa, Chordata, Mammalia, Rodentia, Muridae. The transcript has a single exon.